UUAGCGGAACAGUGUUACGUCACAUCCGGUUCCUUUAGCACUUUUCAGGCCCAGUUUAGCAACAAAACACUCGUGCGUUUGACUCGUUUUUCUUUUAAAUCAUCUGUUCUAAACUUUAAAUCAGUAAUGCGACAUAUGAAUGUAAUAAAUAUAAAAUCAUAAACGUGGGACCGCUGCCUCUGGAGCUGCACAGACCGGGCGCUUAGGGAUCGUCUUGAAAGGUGGUACCAGUGACUUAAAGGAUGUCCACAGUGGAGAGCCAUGCUCAGCGGGUCCUGUCUGUCCUGAACCAGCAGAGGGCGCUAGGGAAGCUGUGCGACGCGGCUCUGAGUGCUCGAGAGGGGCUCAUCCGUCUGGCGCACCGGAACAUUCUCGCCUGCUUCAGUGACAUGUUUCAGGACAUUGCACAGAACUCUGUGGUAGUCACUCUGACAGACUGUCCAGAUGAGGGACUGGAGCUACUUCUGGACUUUAUUUACACAGGAGAGCUCCCGUUGGACAAUAACAACUGCCAUAUGGUGCAACUCGCAGCCACCAGCCUCUGUGUCCAGGACGUUAUCACAAUGUGUCAACAAUUCAACAAGCCCACUGAGGACACUGUGAAACGCAAACGAGGCAGGCCCAAAAAGAACAUAACAGCAGCUAAUAAUGAGGUAAAUGUGCCCGUUACUAAACCAGAUGAGGAGGAUCUUGGUAAUACAGAGGAGAGUAAAGUUACCACAACAACAACUCGCUCUGGUCGGGUGGUGAAUUGCCCCAAAAGACUUAAGGCCGAUGCACCCGCUAACGAGCAAAACCAAGACGCCCUGUUUUUAAUUGAGGAGGUGGUGCUGCCAAAUCUUGAACAAGCAGUUGGUGAAUGUGAGCCCUCUAGUGGUCAGUCUGAUCCAGAUUACAUGGCUCCUCUUGAGGAAGAAAACGGAGACGACCCGGAUUUUGUAGGAUUUGUGGAAAACUCUCUUGAUUCUUGGGACCACAAUGAACUUGAGACUCCUGCUGCAACGCCAGAGAAAAAGAGGAGGAAAUCGCAAACUAAAGCUGCCACAAUCAAGGAUGGAGAGAAAGAUGGAGAGAAUGGACAAGGAGGAGAGGAAGGAGACAAAGGAGAGGGAGCACGAGUUCAAUGUCCUGUUUGUAACAAGAGCUUCAAGAGCAAGUACUACCUUAAAGUCCACAACAGGCGGCACACAGGAGAAAAGCCUUUUGUUUGUGAAAAAUGUGGAAAGAAAUAUUUCAGAAAUGAGAAUCUUCAGGAGCACAAAGCUCGAAACUGCGCCGUCACUGCACAGGUGCACAAAUGCCCCAAGUGUUCUGAAACGUUUUCUCGAAAAUCCCAGCUGUCUUCGCACAUGGUGACUCACACUGGAGAGAUGCCGUAUGAAUGUUCCAUCUGCUCUGAAAGGUUCGUGCUGAAGAAACAUUUGAACCACCACAUGAUGAGACUUCAUGGUUUUCCAAAGCCACAUGCAUGCCCUGAGUGCGAUAAGUCCUUUAUGUCGAAGAGCGAGCUGCGGAUCCAUGACUCGUCCAAACACAAAGGAGAGAAGCCGUUUGUGUGUGAGGAGUGUGGACACCGAGCCACAAGCAGGAACGGGCUCAGGAUGCACAUCAAGGCUAUUCACAGACAUGACAAGCCGUUUGUGUGCUCUGAAUGUGGCCGUGCGUUUACACAGAAGAACAAUCUGAACAUACACAUGCUGGUGCACUCCGGAGAGAGGCCGUUCCAGUGUCACGUGUGCGGAAAAACAUUCAGGACUCAAGGGACUCUGGACAAACAUUCCCGCAUACACACAGGAGAGCGUCCCUACAGCUGUGAGGUCUGUGAGCAGCGCUUCACAGAGAAAGGGGCCAUGCUCCGACACAUGGAGAGUAAACACCAGGAGGGACGCCCACACCCCUGCAACAUCUGCGGCAGGACGUUUAAAGCUCGUGAACAGCUGCGAGUUCAUUUGAAUCGGCACAAGGGUGUGAGGAAGUUUGAGUGCACAGACUGUGGCUACAAGUUCACUCGGCAGGCCCACCUGCGGCGUCACUCUCUGGUCCACAAGCGAACCGAGAACUACAACCCAAAGGAGAGGAAAUUCCGAAACAUCAUAGUGGACGACGUGGACAAUACUUACGACGCAAACACCUCUGCGCAAAUUAUACAAGACCUGCUCAAAAAGAAAUCUAAGGCUACGAAAAAGUCACUGAAACUACCCAAGACUAAAACUAAAACGGUGAAGAAAAAAACGCCCAAAGACGGUAUAGAGGACUUAAGCGAGCGUUGGUUUAGCGACACAGGUUUGGAUUCGGAUUAUGAUGAAGGAGGGAAAGGCCCGAAGAGAAAACCCAAAAGGAGAAAGAAGAAGGAAAAAACAGAAAAGAUGGAUGCUUUGGAGAGCACUGUGGACUUGACAGAAAUAACAGAGGAAAUAAAAGAAAGUAAGGAGUUGGGGACUGCGUGAUCAGCCAGUCCAUAACGAUCCAACCACAGAGGAUAAUUAAUAUUCUCGUAUCUUUCAGAACAAAAUACAUAACUUCUUUUACCAGAGAUUAAUAACAGCUUAAUGUUUUGCUUGUUGAUUCUGAUUCAUUUUGAGCUGUGGAGAUGUAAACAGACUAAUAAACCAGGAUUACGCAAACAUAUCUGAAUGAAACAAAACAUAACACCACGUAUGUUGAUGAAGAAGCAGCAUUAUAACAUGGCCACGUUCAUAACAAUCAGUUUUGUGUAAUUUUGGACCUUUUAAGCGGCCAUGUUUGUUUUGAAAUGAACAGACCAAUGUGUUUCUCUGAUUGGUUCGUCCACCUGUCAAUCACACUGUCUGAAAUCAGCGAGACAGAAAGUGGUUCUAGACCCACACAUCUUUGUAAAGUUUUGUCAAAGUGUGCAGUUUAGAUUGGCCAGGAAAGAUGGCUAUAUUGACCUUAGUCCACCUCGCCCCCUUUUGCUACGAAACGCAAACCGAGCAAAAAAAACACACUUUCUUUGUGUUGGCACUUCUGGUUAAGUGGGAAUCCCAUUCAUUUCAAUGGAGAAGUUGCGAAAAGUUUUGGAGCUAAAAUCUGAUAUAAAGUAAGUUGAUUUGUGUAAAAUGUUCAUUCUUCAUGUGCACCAACACGGUACUGAUUCUCUGGGAGGCUUUAAAACGGCUUUGUAGUUAUUUGCUGUCAAAAUCGGCAGGUCCGUGCUAAAUAAUACAACCUGAAUGACAAUGGCGGCGCCCACGGCAACUUCCAGAAGGUGAAGGUGAGAGUCACUAAUCCACAAAUGUUGAACCUUAAUUAUUUGUUUGGGAUUGGCUUCACAAAUGUGCCAUAUUGUUGUAUUUUUUAAACAACAAUUGUCUCAUAAGAUUAUUUAGAUACCACGGUCCUCAUAUAAUGUUGUUCCUUGGUUCAGAGUUUUACUAAAAUGAAGAAGUAUCACAAGAGUUCUCUCUCCAUUUAAUUUUUCUUUAUUCUAAUUUGGUAUUUUUUAAUACUGUUAAAUUAUGUUUGGUUUAUUUAUGUAGUUUUAUGUCAUUCCAUGUAAAUAAUGAUUAAAACAAAGUAUAAGAUCUUG
Periophthalmus magnuspinnatus is the source of this 3547-nucleotide messenger RNA. It is a transcript of the gene zbtb48, whose product is annotated as zinc finger and BTB domain containing 48. NCBI's taxonomy places the organism in Eukaryota, Metazoa, Chordata, Actinopteri, Gobiiformes, Gobiidae. Gene Ontology annotation, molecular function: protein binding. The record is from RefSeq and is a predicted model, not a curated record. Bases 243 to 2447 code for a protein of 734 amino acids. The transcript is spliced from 12 exons.